Saimiri boliviensis boliviensis (Bolivian squirrel monkey) is the source of this 3256-nucleotide messenger RNA. It is a transcript of the gene USP37, whose product is annotated as ubiquitin specific peptidase 37. The record is from RefSeq and is a predicted model, not a curated record. Gene Ontology annotation, cellular component: nucleus; cytosol. Gene Ontology annotation, biological process: protein deubiquitination; G1/S transition of mitotic cell cycle. NCBI's taxonomy places the organism in Eukaryota, Metazoa, Chordata, Mammalia, Primates, Cebidae. Gene Ontology annotation, molecular function: cysteine-type deubiquitinase activity.
UAUUUUUAAAGAAAAUAUGUCUCCUCUGAAGAUACAUGGUCCUGUCAGAAUUCGAAGUAUGCAGACUGGGAUUACAAAGUGGAAAGAAGGAUCCUUUGAAAUUGUGGAAAAAGAAAAUAAAGUCAGCCUAGUAGUUCACUACAAUACCGGAGGAAUUCCGAGGGUAUUUCAGCUAAGUCAUAACAUUAAAAAUGUGGUGCUUCGACCCAGUGGAGCAAAACAAAGCCGCCUAAUGUUAACUCUACAAGAUAACAGCUUCUUGUCUAUUGACAAAGUACCAAGUAAAGAUGCAGAGGAAAUGAGAUUGUUUCUAGAUGCAGUCCAUCAAAACAGACUUAAUGGAGCCAUGAAACCUUCUCAGGGGUCUGGUAGUUUCGGAGCCAUUCUGGGCAGCAGGACCUCACAGAAAGAAAUCAGCAGGCAGCUUUCUUAUUCAGACAAUCAGGCUCCUGCAAAAAGAGGAAGUUUGGAAACUAAAGAUGAUAUUCCAUUUCGAAAAGUUCUUGGCAGUCCAGGUAGAGGAUCGAUGAAGGCUGUAGCAGGAAGUGGAAUAGCUAUUACUCGGACGAUUCCUUCUUUGACGUCUACAUCAACACCUCUUAGAUCAGGGUUGCUAGAAAAUCGUACUGAAAAGAGGAAAAGAGUGUUAUCAACUGGCUCAGAACUGAAUGAAGAUUACCCUAAGGAAAAUGAUUCAUCAUCGAACAACAAGGCCAUGACAGAUCCCUCCAGAAAGUAUUUAACCAGCAGUAGAGAAAAGCAGCUAAGUUUGAAACAGUCAGAAGAAAAUAGGACAUCAGGGCUUUUACCUUUACAGUCAUCAUCCUUUUAUGGUAGCAGAGCUGGAUCCAAGGAAUACUCUUCUGGUGGCACUAACUUAGACAGGACUAAUGUUUCAAGCCAGACUCCCUCCGCCAAACGAAGUUUGGGAUUUCUUCCUCAGCCAGCUCCUCUUUCUGUUAAGAAACUGAGGUGUAACCAGGAUUACACUGGCUGGAAUAAACCAAGAGUGCCCCUCUCCUCUCACCAACAGCAGCAACUGCAAGGCUUCUCCAAUUUGGGAAAUACCUGCUAUAUGAAUGCUAUUUUACAAUCUCUAUUUUCACUCCAGUCAUUUGCAAAUGACUUGCUUAAACAAGGUAUCCCAUGGAAGAAAAUUCCCCUCAAUGCACUUAUCAGACGCUUUGCACACUUGCUUGUUAAAAAAGAUAUCUGUAAUUCAGAGACCAAAAAAGAUUUACUCAAGAAGGUUAAAAAUGCCAUUUCAGCUACUGCAGAGAGAUUCUCUGGCUAUAUGCAGAAUGAUGCUCAUGAAUUUUUAAGUCAGUGCUUGGACCAGCUGAAAGAAGAUAUGGAAAAAUUAAAUAAAACUUGGAAGACUGAACCUGUUUCUGGAGAAGAAAAUUCACCAGAUAUUUCAGCUACCAGAGUAUACACUUGCCCUGUUAUUACUAAUUUGGAGUUUGAGGUUCAGCACUCCAUCAUUUGUAAAGCAUGUGGAGAGAUUAUCCCCAAAAGAGAACAGUUUAAUGACCUCUCUAUUGACCUUCCUCGUAGGAAAAAACCACUUCCUCCUCGUUCAAUUCAAGAUUCUCUUGAUCUUUUCUUUAGGGCCGAAGAACUGGAAUAUUCUUGUGAGAAGUGUGGUGGGAAGUGUGCUCUUGUCAGGCACAAAUUUAACAGGCUUCCUAGGAUCCUCAUUCUUCAUUUGAAACGAUAUAGCUUCAAUGUGGCUCUCUCGCUUAACAAUAAGAUUGGACAGCAAGUCAUCAUUCCAAGAUACCUGACCCUGUCAUCUCAUUGCACUGAAAAUACAAAACCACCUUUUACCCUUGGUUGGAGUGCACAUAUGGCAGUUUCUAGACCAUUGAAAACCUCUCAAAUGGUGAAUUCCUGCAUCACCAGCCCUUCUACACCUUCAAAGAAAUUCACCUUCAAAUCCAAAAGCUCCUUGGCUUUAUGCCUUGAUUCAGACAGUGAGGAUGAGCUAAAACAUUCUGUGGCCCUCAGCCAAAGACUUUGUGAAAUGUCAGGCAGUGAACAGCAGCAGGAAGACCUAGAAAAAGAUUCAAAAUUAUGUCGAAUAGAACCUGACAAGUCCGAAUUGGAAAACUCAGGAUUUGACAGAAUGAGUGAAGAAGAACUUGUAGCAGCUGUCUUGGAGAUAAGUAAGAGAGAAGCUUCACCAUCUCUGAGUCAUGAAGAUGAUGAUAAGCCAACUAGCAGCCCAGAUACCGGAUUUGCAGAAGAUGAUAUUCAGGAAAUGCCAGAAAAUCCAGAUACUAUGGAAACUGAGAAGCCCAAAACAAUCACAGAGCUAGAUCCUGCCAGUUUCACUGAGAUAACUAAAGACUGUGAUGAGAAUAAAGAAAACAAAACUCCAGAAGGAUCUCAGGGAGAGGUUGAUUGGCUUCAGCAGUAUGAUAUGGAACGUGAAAGGGAAGAGCAAGAGCUUCAGCAGGCUCUGGCUCAGAGCCUCCAAGAGCAAGAGGCUUGGGAACAGAAAGAAGAUGAUGACCUCAAAAGAGCUACUGAAUUAAGUCUUCAAGAGUUUAACAACUCCUUUGUGGACGCAUUGGGUUCUGAUGAGGACUCUGGAAAUGAGGAUGUUUUUGAUAUGGAGUAUACAGAAGCUGAAGCUGAGGAACUGAAAAGAAAUGCUGAGACAGGAAAUCUGCCUCAUUCCUACCGGCUCAUCAGUGUUGUCAGCCACAUUGGUAGCACUUCUUCUUCAGGUCAUUACAUUAGUGAUGUGUAUGACAUUAAGAAGCAAGCGUGGUUUACUUACAAUGACCUGGAGGUAUCAAAAAUCCAAGAGGCUGCUGUGCAGAGUGAUCGAGAUCGGAGUGGUUACAUCUUCUUUUAUAUGCACAAGGAGAUCUUUGAUGAGCUGCUGGAAACAGAAAAGAACUCUCAGACACUUAGCAUGGAAGUGGGGAAGACUACCCGUCAGGCCUUGUGAGGAACAAACUUCUGGGUUGGCAGUGUGCACUGCAUAUUUUUUCUUACUGCUGCCCACCUCACCUUUCCUCUGCUGAAGGAGAAUUUGGAAUUCUACUUGAUGCGGGAGCAACAAACAGCUCAGGGCCAAACCAAAAGACAAAAAUUGGAGUUGCGAAGAAUGCUCCAUGCUAUUUUAUGGAAACUUUGGUCUCACAUUUGUAGCUGAUUAUCUUUUUUCUCCUAUAAGAGUGGCACUUCCUUUUGUCUUAGGAGCACAUGUUGUAAAUAUAUAUGUGUAUAUGUACACACACAC